GUGAUAGCAAACUACGACUUUCGCCCGACUGAUAACGAGGAACUUGAGUUGAAACGCGGGGACAUCAUAUCGAUCCUCGAGAAGAAGGAUCCAAAUUGGUGGAUGGGUGAGAUCGUGAGGGGCACCCAAGUUUGUAGGGGCCUCUUUCCAAAAACAUAUGUAUCUGCUUAUACUGAUUGA
Molecule: messenger RNA, 180 nt
Organism: Helobdella robusta
Lineage: Eukaryota; Metazoa; Annelida; Clitellata; Rhynchobdellida; Glossiphoniidae
Exons: 1
Biological process (GO): protein transport to vacuole involved in ubiquitin-dependent protein catabolic process via the multivesicular body sorting pathway
Cellular component (GO): ESCRT-0 complex
Molecular function (GO): protein binding
Source: RefSeq, a predicted model, not a curated record